AAAAAUUGCUUUCCUGAUCAACAAGGUAAGUGCAUAAAGUCAAAUUUAAAAAAAAAAUGAAGAAAAAAAAAUGGCUGGUGAUCUGGCUCUCCCACUGAUUGAUCUCGUCUCUACCGAUCUCGACUCCAUUGCCAAAUCCAUUCGCAAGGCAUGCGUGGAUCAUGGUUUCUUCUACCUCAUCAAUCACGGAAUCGAGGAGUCGUUUUUCCAGCAAGUGCUCGAGGAGAGCAAGAAGUUCUUCUCGUUGCCGCUCGACCAGAAGACAAAGCUCAAAACUAGGAAGGAUAACUGGGGUUACAAUCCACUGCCUUCUUUAACCCUAAAUUCUUCAUCCGAAGUUCAAGGGAGGCUACAUGAGGAUUUUUUCAUCAGUUCCUCCAAAAUCAGCUGUUCACAGUUCAAUGCGAAUCAAUGGCCUCCAGAAGAACUUUUGCCAUGUUGGAAAGCCAUGAUGGAGUCUUAUUAUGAAAAAAUGCUGGCUGUGAGCAAAAAAUUAAUCUCCUUGAUGGCAUUGUCUUUGGGUCUUGAUGACCUUUUCUUUGAGAAAAUUGGAGCACUGCAUGAACCCUUGGCAUAUGUUCGAGUUUUGCAUUAUCCAGGUAAAUCUUUUGAAGGGAGUUGUGGGAGUUUAGGUGCGUCUGCCCAUUCAGACUUUGGAAUGGUUACACUUCUGUUAAGUGAUGGGGUCCGUGGUCUUCAGAUUUGCAGAGAUAAGGACAGGUGCCCUCAGCUAUGGGAAGAUGUACCUCAUGUUCAUGGGGCUUUGAUUGUUAAUGUUGGGGACACGUCAGAGAGGUGGACUAAUUGCUUAUUCCGAUCAACAUUGCACAGAGUCUUGAUAACUGAACAAGAGCGCUACUCUGUUGCCUUCUUCCUAGAUGGAGACCCUGCUUGCAUGAUUGAGUGUUUGGAGAGUUGUUGCAGCAAGGAAAAUCCUCCAAGGUUUCCGACCAUACGAUGUGCUGACUAUCUGCUAGGCCAUAUAUCUGCCGAGUUAGAUAACCUAGGACUAAAAUAAGAAAGAACAGAACGGAACAUGGGUCGCGUUUGUCUUUCACCAGUUCUGUAUCUCCUUUCAUGUAUUGUGGCAACUGCGUUUUUUGGCACAGAAAUUGAGCCUGGAAUAAAUUGUGUGUGCUCAUGAUAAGGUGUUUGUUUGUCACCUUAUGAAACUUAAAUCUUCACCUAUUUUCUA
This is a messenger RNA of Dioscorea cayenensis subsp. rotundata (Guinea yam), 1195 nucleotides long. RefSeq names its product 2-oxoglutarate-Fe(II) type oxidoreductase hxnY-like. The record is from RefSeq and is a predicted model, not a curated record. The coding region runs from base 71 to 1018 and encodes 315 amino acids. The transcript is spliced from 11 exons. NCBI's taxonomy places the organism in Eukaryota, Viridiplantae, Streptophyta, Magnoliopsida, Dioscoreales, Dioscoreaceae.